Molecule: messenger RNA, 2085 nt
Organism: Trichoderma asperellum CBS 433.97
Lineage: Eukaryota; Fungi; Ascomycota; Sordariomycetes; Hypocreales; Hypocreaceae
Biological process (GO): regulation of DNA-templated transcription; DNA-templated transcription
Molecular function (GO): zinc ion binding; DNA binding; DNA-binding transcription factor activity, RNA polymerase II-specific
Source: RefSeq, a predicted model, not a curated record
AUGUCAACCCGCCGCUAUCGUUCUGCCAUCGCCUGUCAAACUUGCCGAGUGCGCAAGGUUCGAUGCAGCGUUUCUAUGACGGGAGUUCCCUGUAUAAGCUGUGAACAGGAUCAAACAGAAUGCGUCUUGAAGCCAAGACAAGGCAAAAGGUUCCGGCAGAGCACCACCGUGUUUCCGGCGCCCCGUCACUAUGCUGCAAGCUCGGCUUUGCCAAAUACCACUAGCCAAAGCAAUCAAGAGCCAAGAAAUCUGACUCCGGAUUCCAGCCCAAAGAGUGAUGUUGGGGAACCACGCGGUUCUCGGUCAUCUUUAGAUACGCCUGAUACCCGGGCUUCGGCUGUAUCUAGUGAGCGAAGUAUUGCUGCUGACGAAGAACGAAUUGGUGUUGAAAUGAUAGAGGUAGCUCUGGGACAUCCACGAAGAGCAGGUCAGGUACCAUACUACAUUGGUGAACAAACCGGGGGCCCAACAUCUAUUAUGCAUAUAUGCACAACGGAUCAUGCUAUUCCUAGACAUCUUCUUCUGCCAGAAGGAAAACAAAUCGUAUUAACGGAAGAUGACAGAGCUUUUUUUCGCAGUAAAGGUGUCUAUUCUUUCUUGUCAGACGCAACCAUGGAUAGCUUGAUACGAGCGUACUUUCACCAUGUCCACCCAAUCAUGCCAGUCUUGGAGGCAGAUAAGCUCCUGGAACACCACCGCUCUAAGCGAUUACAUGAGUACAAUUUGAUAUUGCUGUGGUCACUUUGUUCUAUAUCCUGCAAUUAUGUACCUCCCGAGAUAUAUGAAGCCGAAGGAUUUGCAUCUCGAAAAGCCAUGAAAUCCGAAAUGUAUUCUCGUGCAGCCUGCAUAUACAACAAUGGUGGUGAAAAGAACAACUUUAUUCUCCUACAGGGAGCACUGCUAUUAGGCUUUUGGAAUUCUGAAAAAGAAGACCAUAUGCAACCGUGGCAUUGGAGCGGCCGAGCAAUCAAUCUAUGCCAAGUACUUGGGCUCCACCGCGAUAUUGAUUCCGUCGGAUACAACCUGUCUAUAACCGAACGGCAGCGUUCCCUAUUUCGUAGAUUAUGGUGGACUUCCUUUUGGCGUGACCGCUGGCUUGCUAUGGCCCUUGGAAGACCUCUCCGAAUCAACUUGGACGAAUCUGACACCCCGGAUCCAUUAGUGUCAGAUAUGGCGGCAGAUCUGGAAGGCAUUCCGGAAUCCACAACUUCGGCUUUCCUGCCGAGGGACUUGCCGCAAUUGGCGGAAUACUGGGUCCAGCUUAUACACAUGACAAAAUUGCUUGGCAAGACACUCACAACAUGCUAUCAGCUCCGACGCCCAAGACCAACCCUUAGCAAAAUUGACUCCCUAGAGGCGGAAAUACUACAGUUUGCUUUACCAGACUACCCGGAUCCCAACCUAUCUCGGCUCGCAACGUUCUAUUAUUACCAUCUACAGCUGCAUUAUCAAUCCAUUUUAAUUACGUGCUAUCGACCGUAUAGUAUAGAAACUCCUUCAGAUCUCCCUCCGUACCGACAGAGAGAAUGGCAACUGGAAAUGCAAGCAAAGGCAAUGUCUGCUGCUUCAAAAACUUGUAACAUCGUAUAUUCUCUCGCCCAGGGCAAUUACUUUUCCUAUGCAGGGCCAAUGACGCCAACCCUAUUGGUUCCAGCUAUGCAAGUAUAUCUGCUCAACUGUAAAUUUGGCGACGCCUUAUCAAGACGCCUCGGGCUGAACAUGCUAAACAUGUGCAUGAUGAUUUUGGAGGAGCUGCAAAAAACCUACUCAGUCGCCUCAGUUUGCCGAGGUAUAUUCGGCAAGGCUAUACAGCAGCUUUUCCCAGAUGACGCCGCGAGCAUUUCUUUAUUCCACUCUCUCCCCGAACCGAAUAUCGUUGCCAUUCCCGAGCCGAUGCCCCCUACUAUGGCUAUUGCAGAUACUCCUCUUCAACUCGAGCUAUUUGGCUCGAAUGCUUCCAAGGCUGAAUUUAUCGACGCUCUUACUGCAGAGCCAUCUAUUUUUAGCUUUGUGGAUAUGCUUAACUUAUAGUGGAUUCUACAAUUGCAUCGCUCAUUCGAACCAUGCUAUAACGCAAAGCUGGAC